UUUAUAAGAAUAUAUAGAGCAGAAGUGGUAAACAGUGCAGGGAUAUCCUGUUACGAGCGAUGCCUUCAAAUAAACACCGACACUUAGGAUGUGGCCCAGUGAUGGCUGACUCUCCGUAGCUUGUACACUUGAAGACGGUAGACGAGCCGGGAUAGACGAUCUUCUGCAUGAAUUCAUAGGAUUAUACAAGGAUCAUGAGAAUGGCUAUGAUGUAUUCCCGAGGGGUGAAACUCGUCUUUGUGUGUGUGUGCGGAACAGCCAUGGUAAUGUUUGUCGGAACUUCAUGGAUGAACAGUCACAAAGAGGAAAGAGCAGUCAUCGAUCAAUGCGGGACAAAUUUUACAGAGCUGUCCAAAUUAGAUUCUGUGAAGUCAUUACUACCAAAAGCUUCCCUCAAAUACAUGUAUAAGGCCAAUGGCUGCAAUUUUGUACCGAGGCCUUAUAAAAAACUGACGGCCAAAGAAAAUCAUCGUAAGAACAGAUGUGUAGAGAAUUUCAAAUUGGACCAUGCUCGUGGUAAUGGACAAUUCUGGGAGGGGGAAACACAGUACAUACGUCAUACACAUCACAAAUAUUUGACGUCAGACAGUAUAGUUCUUGAUAUUGGCGGAAACAAAGGCGAGGAUGCUGAGGCCAUGAUACAAGCUUAUCAUCCGGGCAUUUAUAUCAUCCUAGAACCAAUCAAUUCUUUCUUUACAGCGCUGGUCAAAAAGUUCAAAAACAACAAAAAGGUGACAUUAUACAACUUUGGAAUUGCCGCGAAAAAUGACGUAUUCAACGUAAAUAUCGUUGGGCAUGGUGGAGAUGCGACUUCCGUUUUCGCCUCAAACAAGGGAGGUAAAUGUGAGUUGAAGGUCUACAAUACAACUGAUUUCCUUUAUCGCCUAGGUGGUCCGUGUAUAGACAUAGACUUAAUAACCAUUAACUGCGAGGGAUGUGAGUUUGAGAUUCUAGAGACGCUUCUGUCCAGUGGUCUAAUAUCGCGAUUCAAACACGUCCAGUUUGCCACACACCCCAAUCUAAAACACUUACAGCGACCUGUCGAGCGGUACUGUGAAAUUCAGCAGAAACUGGCUAGAACCCAUGUCCUAACGUAUCAAUACAAGUUUUGCUGGGAGACAUGGAGAAGGAGGAGCCGUGCAUAAUUAUCAUAUGACAGUGUGUAAACAAGUUCACGGCGAGUCUCUCAUUUGGUGCGGUUCAGUAAUGAAUCUUAAUGAAGAAUGGCUGGGCAGGUCAUUCAUGAGACAUACGGGUUUCGUGUGAUCCUUUCAUGUUUAACUGAACCCGAUAUGAUGGGACCUUAUUGUCCUAACAGUGAACAAUAUCGUCGUUCAUAGACAUGAAAGGGAUAGGGGUAGUUUUCUACUUCAUAUACAUGUACUAAUGAAGGGCGAAUGUGAUAAGGCGCUUUAAUGAAUGACAGACGGUUUUGGGGUAAGAGAGUUGUCUGGCUUUAUGCGAAUAUGGACUGGUUGUAAGAGUGCAAACCUUCCGACACCGAAAUGCGUUGUAUAAUUACUCCAAGAUCAUUUUGUUUAUAUUACAAAUCAGUAGAACGCUCAUUAAGGAGGUAUACUACUCAGAAAAAUUUGAUAUGGAUGAAACGUGGAGAAUAUGUACAACAAUAUUUUGAAAAUUCAAAUUCACUUUAUUUAAUCAGAAAAUGCAGUUUUAAUAGAAAGUAAUUUUGAAAAAAAUUACCCCCCCCCCCUCCGACGGUUCAGCAGUCGACACGCUUUUUUCUCCUUUCUUGUACAUGUAUUGAUUAAUAUUUAAACCAAAGACAUAACACAGACUAAUCAUCAGUUAUAUUAUACACUGUACUAAAAACACUAUGUAUCUAAAAUGUGAACAGUAUCCCUCUGUUUCUUUCGAUGGAGGAUUUCUAUGUUUAAAAAAAAACUAACUUACUGAGUUACAAAGCUGUGCAAUUAAAUCGAACAGGAGUAGACAAAUAUUGCUGAUAUGCAUAUUUUCAUGCAUGUUUCAAAAGGAAGUCGGCCAUUAUGACGAUGUAGUACACCUCAUUAAAUCCCGUGAUGUGUGUUCAUGUUGCAGAUGUGCGUGAUACAAAUGUAUUUAAAAUACCCGGUGAUUUUAGGCUAGUGUGAUGUUGUAAGAGCAUUCAUUCAUAAUCAUUCUCUUUUAUCUUUUUGUAUCAGUCGUUGAUAUCAGCCGUAAAGGAUAUUCGAGAAUUUUAACUGCAUCAAGCGUAUAUUAUGUGUUAAAAAUGGCUUUCUGUAAACAAUUGUUAACAGAAUUAAAACAAAAAAAAAUCAUAUACUGUAUUUAAAACGUCAAGCACCUGUAAAUACAUUUUACAUAUUUUUCUGUAGAUUGUUUUGGUAUUUACAUGCAUGAAUUUGUGUUGACUACCUUUCGAACAAUAUUAUGUGACGUAACAGCGUUUUAUCAUCGUCUGUUUCUCUAUCUUAUACAUUAAAAUAGCUUACUGUU
Ostrea edulis (European flat oyster) is the source of this 2460-nucleotide messenger RNA. RefSeq lists its product as uncharacterized. NCBI's taxonomy places the organism in Eukaryota, Metazoa, Mollusca, Bivalvia, Ostreida, Ostreidae. The transcript is spliced from 2 exons. The record is from RefSeq and is a predicted model, not a curated record. The coding region runs from base 195 to 1145 and encodes 316 amino acids.